This is a messenger RNA of Sitodiplosis mosellana (orange wheat blossom midge), 1734 nucleotides long. RefSeq lists its product as uncharacterized. The record is from RefSeq and is a predicted model, not a curated record. The coding region runs from base 196 to 1554 and encodes 452 amino acids. The transcript has 6 exons. NCBI's taxonomy places the organism in Eukaryota, Metazoa, Arthropoda, Insecta, Diptera, Cecidomyiidae.
UAGGUGAUCGGUUGGUGGUAGUAGUGGUUGUCUCAUUCUAUAUACGGACAGUAUUGGGACUAUAUACAUUAUUCAGUGCGAGUAACACGCAGAUGCUUUUUCGGUUUGUUUCUGACCAACUAAAGGGAUUAAUAUUUUGUUUUUCGCAUAAUUUUUCUUGUCAUUUUUUUGCCCGAUGCUCAGUCAUCCAACAAAAUGUCAAAACCACCUUGUGACAUAAAGAAAACAGUAGCGAAUUUGUUGCGAGCGCCGUAUCCAUUCCCACAUGAACACCACAGAACAAUUUACGAACAAUGCGGACGAAUGUUUUUCACUCAAAUCAAUUUGUAUCGAUGCAAUUUUUGUAAAAUAAAAUUGCUGGGCGAACCACAACUUCUUGACCAUAACAAAAGUUUUGGCCAUCAGACGGAGAUGGAAAAAGAAAUUGCCGUAAGAUUGAAAAAAUCCACAAUCGAAAAAAAGGUGACAAGCAUCAAGUUGUCGGGGAAGGUGAAAGAAAAGUUAGCGAGCGCCGCAGUACAAGCGGCACAAAUGAAAUUGAAUGAGGCAAUGGCCGAAUUGAAAAACGAAUAUGAAUUGUAUCGACUGAGUCCAGCUCUGCAUCCAAUGUAUGCUAAGGAAUGGCAAGUCUAUUACCUACGACGCUUAAGCGACAUUUUGGCCAUAAAUAUUGAUCCACGUGAAUACGACUUUACGAAAGAUUGGUCCAUGUAUUGGGUUCAACGAAUCCAGGUUUACUAUAAUGAAGCCAUGCAAAAAGUCAUCAACACCAUUGGCGCAAACUACAAGUUGACGUUAGAUGAAAUGGACCUGACUGGGGCAUCACAGACAGAUAAUGCUCAACAUUGUGCUAAUGGUGAUCACAUCAAUAAAGAUCACGGCAAAAGUGAUUCGGUCAAAGAUAAUCUUGCUAAUGGUGCUCGUAUGAGUGAAGACCGUGCCUAUGUCGAUCGCGAUUUGGGUGGUAAUGAUUCGGUCAAUGACGAUAAAUCCAAUAAUAAGAUUCAUGCUGACAAUUUUUCAAUUACAAACGGUGAAUCGAUUUCAACUGUGAACAAUGAUAAUGUCAUUGAAAUUGACUCUGCAGCAACGACCGAAGACGAGGCCAGCGAAUGCGAGUUCGAAUCUGGAUCCAAAAAUCGGUCAAAAACAGACAAUGGGUCUGAAUCUGAAUGUGGUGAUGACGUUGCAACAUCAAGAUUCCGUCUACCUUUGCCCCAGAAUUUAAUUGACGAAGCACUCAGUUGGGCAAAGGAUGAAUCUUCGAUGAAAUCGCAGGAAGAUUCCUCCACCGCAACCAUCACAACCGCCAAAGAACCAUCAAAUGAAAUCAAGGAAAACGAUGCGGCAAUCGAUUUCGAUGCCGUAGCCGAUUCGGUUCUAUCGUUUUUCCAAACGUGUGGCCUAAAUCCGGCCAAUUUGUCCGAUGAACAGGUGCAACAAUACAUUGAAUACAUCGUGAAAUCCACACCGAAACCGGCAAAUGACAGAGCUGGAUCUGUUGAAACUCUCAUGUCGUCGGAUAGCAACGAUGAUUCUUGGCGAUACGUGUGACUAAUCAAAUUACAUGACUUUCAAUCAAUUUCAUUCCAUCUACAUUUUCAUUUCAUUCGAAAAUUCCGCUAAAUACCAAAUGUCAUUUGAAUCGACAUAACCUCAAUAAAAAGGCGAUAGGUUUAAUACAUUACUGGUUGUAUCAUUAAGCAAAAUAAUAAUUUAUGUUUUUCAUUAGAA